CUAAAAUUGUGCUCCCAGCGGAAAGAACCAGUAAUAUAUUUUGAUAAGAGUUGUGUUUUAGCGAAAAUUAAAACUUGUUCGGGUUUGAUAAUCGUCGUUUUUAAUGUCAACACAUACACAUAAGCCCCACUAGUGCACAUUACAUACAUACAUAUGUACAUCCAAAACAAUAUUGGGGUGGACUUUAAUUGAGGGGGAUAUUGGGGGAUUAGUUGUGAUUUACUUUUACUUUUGGUUUUCUGUCAGAGGAAAAAUUGAUUCCAGUUAAAUUUGCCUUUGAUUUGCGAUCUGCGAGAUUCAAAAUUCAAAUUGUCCAUUUUGCUAAAAUCGCAGUCAUCGCAACCCAAGCUCAAGCUCAAGCUCUAAUCCCCGGCAGAAAUCCAAAAACCAUGUCUGACGACUUCGAUGGCUGCGAGUGCGUUUGGUCGCACGAAUUUGCUAUGCAGAGGCUAAUAAACUUUAUUCGCCAAAAUCAGAAUGCCUGUACGGACACUGAGUGCUUCGACGUUAGCGGACGUAUGCCGCAGCAGCAGCAGCGCGCUGGGGACGGCGAUAACAGCGGUUUCACCAUCACAAUGAUGUUCAUGAUCCUGGCCUUGCUCAUGUACGUCUUUAAUCCAAGUACCUGGGGUCAGUUGACCAGCAGCAAGCAGCCGAGUAGCCGUCGCGACAACAACCAUGAUGGCUCGCCGCCUUCACCGCAGCCUCCUCCGCCGGCCAUCAACUAGAGGUCGUCCAGUGGCGCAUCAUCAAUGCCGCAGAUGCCGAGCUUGAGCUUUUCCAUCACAAUUCGCAACUUGCAUUUCCUUUUAAUUUCCUUUCGGUUUUCUUCCGCGGUAAUUGAACGAAAAAAAAUAUCUGUUGACUACAAUAAGGGAUGGAAUCAGAAUCAAAGCAAUAAAACAUAAUUAAUUGGUGAAAUCCUUGAGCACGCCGUAUUAAAAAAAUUAGACAAAAUAUACAUUAUUUACAUUGUACAAAAAGACACACACACACAACAUACAUGAAUACACAGGCUUGAGUAAGUCAAAAUUUUGAAAAUACACUUUUAAAAACCAAA
Drosophila ananassae is the source of this 1060-nucleotide messenger RNA. RefSeq names its product small integral membrane protein 14. Gene Ontology annotation, cellular component: endoplasmic reticulum. The coding region runs from base 390 to 728 and encodes 112 amino acids. The transcript has 4 exons. NCBI's taxonomy places the organism in Eukaryota, Metazoa, Arthropoda, Insecta, Diptera, Drosophilidae. The record is from RefSeq and is a predicted model, not a curated record.